AUGUGGCUACUGGGAAGGGUCCUCACCAUCGCCUGCCUGCUUGGUUUCUCAAUUGGCACACCACAACAAACCCUCAAGUUCGCCCCACCUUCAGGCAAUGGCGAUGCGCAAAAUGCCAACAACACCAACAAAUUAGUGUUCUCGUCGACAACCCCCCAGUCAUCGUCACCGAUUAUUUUUGCCAAGGAUGAUGAUACACUCUAUGAUCGUUCGAUAUUCUCAACAACUGCGAAUUUUUAUCCCGACUCUUAUAAUCGUCCACCAAUAUUUGCCUCAGCUAAGUCAAUACAACAAUUGGCUCGAUCUAACGGCGACCCAGUUACAAGUUCUCCCAUGGAUGCGGCAAAUAACACCAAACCUAUAGCUCCCGCAAAUAAAUUACCCUUAGGACCACCAGUGUUUGCCACACUUCGGGCGGAAGCUUCUCAACGCGUUCCAAUCGAUUUUAACAAACACGAGGAGGAAUAUUUAAAGGUCUUAGCCAAGGGUGCUGAAGAAUUUGGUUUGGAAUUUUUGGAAAAAUUAUCUGAUGCCCACAAACCGAUGCCACAUCGUAGUUAUAUGGCAUCUCCGCUGUCGGUGUGGUCUCUAAUGGUGUUGUUAACCGAAGGUGCUGAGGAUAACACACUAAAGGAGUUGCGAAAUACCCUGAGGAUAAAUAAUCAAACGCCAUAUGGUUUGAGAGUGGCAUAUCGCAAGAUAAAGCAGAGAUUGAAUGCCGUCACAAAUUUCGUAGAGGUCGCCUCCUACCAGGCCAUUUUCACAGAUAUCAACAAACCAGUGCAGCGUGAUUUUGAAGAUGUCAUAGAACGUGAAUAUCAAUCGGUCUUAACUCCUGUAGAUUUUUCAGAUGUCAAUACCACUUUUGUCCGGAUCAACAGUGAAAUCGAUAAGGCCACCAAGGGCCUAUUGCCAUAUUCUAUCUUGCCUCAGGAUCUCAUUGACGUCCAGCUCUUGAUGAUUUCUACUUUGUAUUUUAAGGGUAAAUGGAAGUAUCCUUUCGAGACCAUCAACACCCAAUCGUUACCGUUCCAUGAUGAAGAAGGCCAGGUCACUGGCAAUGUUCAAAUGAUGUCACAAAUGGGCCCCUUUACGUAUGUUUUUGUUCCCGGCAUUGAUAGUUUUGUUCUGGAACUGCCUUAUGGUCAGUCGAAUUUAAUGUCUAUGUUGGUCGUAUUCCCAAGGAAAGGUACCAAAGUGAAUUUCGUUAUGAAUAAUUUACGCAAUGUCGGAAUUUCUGCUAUACUUCAGCAGCUGGAAGAAGAAGAACGUGCCCUGGAGGAGGAGGGUAUACCCAAUGAAGUGGAAGUAUAUCUGCCACGAUUCACCACAGAAUCCCAUUUUUCGCUGAGAUAUAUUUUGGAGAAUAUGGGUAUCAUUGAUGUCUUCCAGCCGCACUAUGCAAACCUCACCAAAAUUGCCAAGGAUGUUUUUGUAUCGAGCAUAUUCCAGUCGAGUCGUAUUAUUGUCAACGAAGAUGGUACCGAGGCGGCAGCCUUAUCUGUGGCCUCUUUGCUAAAUAAGGCCUCACCCGUCAGGUUUUAUUUGGAUCGUCCAUUUGCCUAUUUGAUUGUUGAAAAGACGGCACAGCUUUUAUUGUUUGCCGGUGAAAUAAAAUCGCACGCGUAA
Molecule: messenger RNA, 1629 nt
Organism: Musca vetustissima
Lineage: Eukaryota; Metazoa; Arthropoda; Insecta; Diptera; Muscidae
Product: serine protease inhibitor 77Ba-like
Exons: 6
Coding region: 1-1629 (542 amino acids)
Molecular function (GO): serine-type endopeptidase inhibitor activity
Source: RefSeq, a predicted model, not a curated record